AUGUGGAUCCAGGUGCGCACCAUGGAUGGCAAGGAGACCCACCGGGUGGAUUCGCUCUCCAAACUCACCAAGGUGGAGGAGCUGCGGCUGAGGAUACACGAAGUGUUCGGCGAGGGCGUGGAACCCGACAGGCAGAGGCUCUUCUACCGGGGCAAACAGAUGGAAGAUGGUCACUCCCUCUUUGACUACAAUGUUGGAUUGAAUGAUAUUGUUCAGCUACUUGUAAGACAAAGCCCUGCUAUGCUUCCUACGGUUAAUAAAGAAAAGGACUCUGAACUCUCAGAUACAGACUCUGGCUGCGGUUCAGGCCAGAGUGAGUCUGAUAAGAACUCCAACAAUGGCGAGGGUACAAUAGAGUUGGAGUGUCAGCCUAGUACAGUAGCACAGGCUGACUGGGUUGAUCCAGGAUUUGGACUCUAUAAGAUCAACGAGUUUGUAGAUGCUCGGGAUAUGAACAUGGGAGCAUGGUUUGAAGCCCAGAUUGUAAAUGUGACCAGGAAAGAGAAGGCAGCAAAUGAAUCAAGUGAUAGUGAUACAGAGUCUGAACUGCAAUCAACUGCUGCUGAAGAAGAUAUCCUAUAUCAUGUGAAAUAUGAAGACUACCCAGAGAAUGGAGUUGUAGAACUGAGUUCAAAAGAUGUACGUACUCGAGCACGGACUGUUUUGAAGUGGCACCAACUAGAAGUAGGGGAAGUGGUGAUGGUCAACUAUAAUCCCGAUGAACCAAAAGAGAGAGGUUUUUGGUAUGAUGCAGAGAUUCUGCGAAAACGGGAAACCAGAAUGAACAAGGAGAUGUAUGCAAAGAUACUGCUUGGGGAUGCUGGUGAUUCCUUGAAUGACUGUAGAAUUAUCUUUGUGGAUGAAAUUUACAAAAUUGAAGAACCUGGCAGUGUUAGUCCAGCUAGCACCAGCCCGUUAAAAAGUGAUGGACCAGUGUGUAAACAUUGUAAAGACAACCCAAACAAGACCUGCAGGAUGUGUGCCUGUCAUGUGUGUGGAGGUAAACAGGAUCCAGAUAAACAGCUAAUGUGUGAUGAGUGUGACAUGGCUUUCCACAUCUACUGCCUCAACCCUCCCCUUAGUAGCAUACCAGAUGAUGAGGACUGGUAUUGCCCUGAAUGUCGGAAUGAUGCAAGUGAAGUGGUUUUAGCAGGAGAGAAGUUAAAAGAAAGUAAAAAGAAGGCAAAGAUGGCAUCUGCUAAUUCAUCCUCUCAGAGAGACUGGGGCAAGGGUAUGGCAUGUGUGGGUCGCACGAGGGAAUGUACCAUUGUCCCCUCUAACCACUAUGGACCAAUUCCUGGGGUUCCAGUUGGCACCAUGUGGAAAUUCAGAGUCCAGGUGAGUGAAUCUGGUGUUCACAGGCCCCAUGUAGCAGGUAUACAUGGCAGGAGCAAUGAUGGUGCUUACUCCCUGGUCCUGGCAGGAGGUUAUGAAGAUGAUAUAGAUCAUGGAAAUUCUUUCACUUACACGGGGAGUGGAGGUCGUGAUCUUUCUGGAAACAAACGUACGGCGGAACAAUCUUGUGAUCAAAAACUCACCAACAUGAACAGAGCUCUGGCUCUGAACUGCAGUGCCCCCAUCAAUGAUAAAGAUGGAGCAGAGGCCAAGGAUUGGAGAGCUGGGAAGCCAGUCAGAGUGGUGAGGAAUGUAAAGGGAGGCAAACACAGCAAAUAUGCUCCCCGAGAGGGAAACCGAUAUGAUGGAAUAUACAAGGUUGUGAAAUAUUGGCCUGAGACUGGGAAAUCUGGCUUUUUAGUGUGGCGUUACCUACUUAGGAGGGAUGAUGAGGAGCCUGCCCCCUGGACCAAGGAAGGGAAGGACAGGAUGAAAAAGCUUGGCCUAACAAUGCAGUAUCCCGAGGGGUAUUUGGAAGCUGUUGCAAACAAAGAUAAGGAGAAAGAAAAUAAGAGAGGUGAUGAAGAGUGUGAAACACCAGGGAAGGGAAAGAGGAAAAGGAAAUCAGCAGGUGAUGAGAUAAAGCUCCCCACCUCUCCUAGAGGGACUCCAAAAAAGACUAAAGUUGAGCCGUACAAGCUGACAUCCCAGCAAAAGGCCCUUAUUAAAGAUGAUGAAUCCAAUGAAAAACUAUGGAAUGAAGUACUAGAAGCUCUCAAGGAUGGACCGAAAUUCCUGAAUAAAGUGGAAGAAACCUUCCUGUGUAUUUGCUGUCAGGAGGUGGUAUUUCGGCCAGUCACAACAGUGUGCCAGCAUAAUGUGUGCAAGGAUUGUUUGGAUCGAUCCUUUAGAGCAGACGUGUAUAGUUGUCCAGCUUGUCGCUAUGAUCUUGGCAAAAACUAUACUAUGCAGGUGAACGAAACGCUGCAGGCCCUUCUAACUCAGCUCUUCCCUGGUUAUGGCAAUGGACGAUGA
This is a messenger RNA of Emys orbicularis (European pond turtle), 2370 nucleotides long. It is a transcript of the gene UHRF1, whose product is annotated as ubiquitin like with PHD and ring finger domains 1. The record is from RefSeq and is a predicted model, not a curated record. Gene Ontology annotation, biological process: negative regulation of gene expression via chromosomal CpG island methylation. NCBI's taxonomy places the organism in Eukaryota, Metazoa, Chordata, Testudines, Emydidae. Bases 1 to 2370 code for a protein of 789 amino acids. Gene Ontology annotation, molecular function: protein binding; ubiquitin protein ligase activity. The transcript has 16 exons.